AUGGCUCAAGCAAGAAAUAGACGUCAGUCGUCAGACGCACUUUCGGCUUUCACGAUAGAUGACUGCACCAGUGUCAACAGCGGCGAUCCUGUCAACCAACCGUUCUUCAGCAAGAGCAAGAAGCAGCCACUCCCUCCAUCCCACACAGCAUCGACAACAUGGAAGAGUAACUACGUCAAGGAGCAGGAAGAAUUCGAACGAGUCAAGCACCGCGUCAAACACAUUGCCCCUGAGCAUUUCAAAGCGGAUGCAAAGCCAGGUAGAGGACCAUCGGAGAUCUUUCCCCAAGAUGUGACAGAAUGGACGCAGCACAAGAAGGAGAUACUUGCCAUUGCACAAGCAGAGCAGCAGAAGAACUGCGAGCUGUUGAAAGCCCAGAUCACCGCUAGAACCAAGAUUCCUAAACAGCAGAGAAAGAUCAAGUCGGUAUUUGGUGUCGAUGGCAAGGUCUUCAACGACAGUCGAGGUCCUGUACUUGCUGUGCCUACUAUCUGGUCAGACGAACACAGCCAAGUUCAAGCAACAUGGCCGACAUUAGCCGAAUUGAGGUGGAAUGGCGACAGCAGAGAAUGCAAGCUUGCUCGGACCAAGUGUGGUCGAUAUCUUCCUCCACCUCGCGAUCCAUCUGAACCAUCCUUGACGUGGCAUGACCAACCGUUCUUGAGAGCAUCGCCGCUCGAUCAGACCGGACCAGUAUACACUCAAGGGCCUAGACCGGAUGAGGUCUACGAGGCCAACGAUGAUAUGAACAACGACGCGGAGUUUGAAAAGCCAGGCAACUUCUUUCUCGGAGACAACUUGAUGCAAGAGAUUGGUGAAUGGCGACCAAGCUUCGUACCAGAAUGGCGACAGGAACAACCAGGUAUGCGCGGAGAGCUUUUUAUUCAGGAUGGUCAGCUGGAGCGUGAGCUUGUCCCUGGCAUCAGCCAUGACAAUUACGCUGAGACACAUGUUGAGGUCAUGGAGACUCUGGACUUUGGGAUAAUAGGGGGUCACCUGAAACGUUGAAUGGAAGGGGAGCUGGGAACUUG
Exophiala viscosa is the source of this 1031-nucleotide messenger RNA. RefSeq lists its product as uncharacterized. NCBI's taxonomy places the organism in Eukaryota, Fungi, Ascomycota, Eurotiomycetes, Chaetothyriales, Herpotrichiellaceae. The record is from RefSeq and is a predicted model, not a curated record. The transcript has a single exon. Bases 1 to 1008 code for a protein of 335 amino acids.